Molecule: messenger RNA, 2104 nt
Organism: Condylura cristata (star-nosed mole)
Lineage: Eukaryota; Metazoa; Chordata; Mammalia; Eulipotyphla; Talpidae
Product: ADP-ribosylation factor 2
Exons: 5
Coding region: 103-648 (181 amino acids)
Biological process (GO): vesicle-mediated transport; intracellular protein transport
Cellular component (GO): plasma membrane; cytoplasm
Molecular function (GO): GTP binding; GTPase activity
Source: RefSeq, a predicted model, not a curated record
CCGCCUCGCGGCAGUCGCCAUUUUACAGAGGGGACCUGAAAUCCAAAGACACCAGUGUGGGUUUCUCGGCUUCGAGUGGCGAUUGAUAACAACUCAUUUACCAUGGGGAACGUCUUUGAAAAACUGUUUAAAAGUCUAUUUGGUAAAAAAGAGAUGCGGAUUCUUAUGGUGGGUUUGGAUGCAGCUGGAAAAACCACUAUCUUGUAUAAAUUGAAGCUGGGAGAGAUUGUGACCACCAUCCCUACAAUAGGUUUCAAUGUGGAGACGGUAGAAUAUAAAAAUAUCAGCUUCACAGUCUGGGAUGUUGGUGGCCAGGACAAAAUCAGACCUCUGUGGCGACAUUAUUUCCAGAACACCCAAGGUCUGAUUUUUGUGGUUGACAGUAACGACAGAGAGCGGGUCAAUGAAGCCCGAGAAGAACUAACCAGAAUGUUAGCAGAAGAUGAGCUCAGAGAUGCAGUUUUAUUGGUGUUUGUGAAUAAGCAGGAUCUUCCCAAUGCGAUGAACGCAGCAGAGAUAACAGACAAACUUGGCUUACAUUCCCUGCGCCAGAGAAACUGGUACAUUCAGGCUACUUGUGCCACCAGCGGAGACGGGCUCUACGAAGGCUUGGACUGGCUCUCCAACCAGCUCAAAAACCAGAAGUGAUCGGAAGCUCCCCGUGCCCUGUGCAUCGUGGCAAAUCAGCUGGCCCCUUCUGUGUGCAUGUGAGCGUGUGAGGAGCCAAGUGUGGGUGUGCGGCUGGGCGUGGGAGCAGCUUUCUCACACCGUGCCUUAUACAUGCUGUAAGAAAACCGGUCUUACCUAUAAGCAAAACCAGUGUUACAUUUUAAACGCUACCUUCCAUUUUAGUCGCUUUGAUGGUCAGUUUUGCAGUGGAGAGGGGAGUCCCGAGGGCUCACUGGGGCACAGUAGCCAGAGUGGUCUUCGAGGGGGGAAAGGAGACUGUUGGCACCUGGACUGAGUUCAUUUGUGCAGCCCUGGACCUGACCUCUGCGUCCCUGGGGUCCUGUUCGACGUGGGUGUCCUUCAGUGACAAGGAAGGAGCUGCCCUUUGUUCCAUCACAGCUAGAGCUAGCAACUCACUUUGUAAAGCAAGUGAUCCUCGAGAAAGAGAAGGUGCUUGCCCGCCACUGACCUGAAGUUCAGAUUUGAACUUUUCCCUUAAGUUAUAUUCUAGCCCAGACUUCCUGGUUUAACGUACUUUAUUUAAAGGAAUCAGUGAUCUUUUUUUCAUGAGCGUAUCGACUCUGUAACACUAGAGGACUGUCCAGUCCCUCCUUUUCAGUAGUUCCUUCCCUUGUCUCUGACUUGCCAAAUGGAGACCAUUGGGGGUAGUGACCAGUGUGAGGCUCUUACCUGGGGCCUCUCGGGCAGGUGAAGGUCAGGUGAGGAGGUGACGGUCAUGUCUGUGUCCUCACACACCAUCUCAGGUUUCAGGCUCCUGAGACUGCUGCUCCCACUUGUCUGCUGAGUGUUCUCUCCUUGAAGCAGGAGGUUUGCUCCUGCGAUGAAGUCAUCACUGUGUACAGUUACCUUAGUCCCACUCCCGGUUUUAGGUAGUCCUUGCUCCCAGAACCACGUGCCUGUGAGUUCUGAGAGUGCGUGAGAAUCAAGAAGUCAAAUUUGGGGACGGGAUUCCCAGCAACCCCUUGUAUUGCCCCUGAGUUGGUGCUAAAUUUUGCUAUGAAAAAAUGUCUAGUAUGGGCCAUUCACCGUGGCGCUGAUUCCCUCUUCUGGAUGGCAAUAAUGUCUUGUGUGGAAGAUAGAAAUAUGUGGAAAACGUAAUAAACAUGGCUGAAAGCGAGCUCAGCUCUCCCGCAGUCAGAGCUCCUUUGCCAAGACCCGGCCUGAGGCUGUACUCGGCCCUGAGCGCUUCCACCACGCUAUUUACUGUGUAAAAUUUCUCAAAAUCUUACAAGGGGGGAAGACAAGGUGAAUUUAAUGUAAACCUUUGUAAGUGGUACAAUGAAGGUGAUCGGACUAGGAGGAAAUUUCCUACUGUGAUUAAUGUGAGGUGUAAAUGUUUCCCUUUAAAAUGCUGAAAGAAUGUUCAUUGCAAUACUGGCAGCCAAGUCCAGACUUGGUUUUUAAACAAGGAGUA